Messenger RNA from Lactuca sativa (garden lettuce), 2312 nucleotides. NCBI's taxonomy places the organism in Eukaryota, Viridiplantae, Streptophyta, Magnoliopsida, Asterales, Asteraceae. The record is from RefSeq and is a predicted model, not a curated record.
AUGGGGAUUACCGGAUUAAGCUUCAACCCACUUAGAAAUUUUGUUGUUAUAGAUCAGAAGAUAGGAUCGUUUUUUGUUUUGUUUAUUUAAUUUUGGGAAUUAUCAAGUUUCUGUUGUCUACUAUGGCAACCAAACAGCGGGUUUUGUUGUUUUCUGUUGUGUCCUGUUGCUAAUAAAUCGGGGUAUCGAUAAUUUUGCGGAAACUGAACUUGAAACCCACUGUAAAAAUCAAAACUAUAUUGUAAUAGAUAAUUAGAUCAGGAGUUAGUAUUGUUUUUGGGAAUUCUCAAGUUCCUAUUGAAAUUUACACUUUGUGCUUUGCGAAAUUUUGAUUUCAUAUAUACUUAUACGGUUUUUUAUUGUGGUUUUACAGUGGUGCUUCGUGUUCUAGAUUAAGGAUUCGGAUUCCGAUUUCACGAUGAUCAGUGUAAUGAAUUCCGUGAACACUUCCAUUAAUGAAGUCGGCAAAUGCUUGGAUUCUCAGUUAUGGCACGCAUGUGCUGGUGGUAUGGUACAAUUGCCGCCAUUAAACUCCAAGGUGUUCUACUUCCCUCAAGGCCACGCCGAACAUGCUGCAUCGGGAAACGUGAAUUUUGGGGAUUUCUCUCGAAUCCCACCUUACAUUCUGUGUCAAGUUUCCAAAGUGACGUUCAUGGCAGAUCCCGACACCGAUGAGGUUUAUGCUAAAAUCGGUCUUCUCCCCUUGAGAAACCUCAACGAUUUUGAUUCUGAUGAUAAUGGGAUUCUAGGGUUCGAUCAAAACAACCAAAAUCAGGAAAACCCAACAUCAUUCUCAAAGACAUUAACUCAAUCAGACGCUAACAAUGGUGGUGGAUUCUCAGUCCCGAGGUACUGUGCAGAAACCAUUUUCCCUAAACUCGAUUACACCGCAGACCCACCUGUUCAAAACAUCUUAGCCAAGGAUGUUCAUGGACAAAUUUGGAAAUUCAGACAUAUUUACAGAGGCACCCCACGUCGCCAUCUUUUAACCACAGGUUGGAGCAAUUUCGUGAACCACAAGAAGCUCAUAGCUGGUGAUUCAAUCGUAUUUCUUAAAUCUGAUAAUAACGAUCUCUGUGUUGGGAUUCGAAGGGCAAAAAGAGGAAUCAAUGAGAACAACGACAAGUUUUUCAGAAACCCUAUUGAGAAAUUCAAUGGUGAAUCUGUCUUUGAAUCUGUGAAAUUGGCAGCAAAUGGUCAACCGUUUGAGGUUUUUUAUUACCCGCGUGCAAGUACACCCGAGUUCUGUGUGAAAGCUUCAACUGUCAUGGCUGCUAUGAGGAUUCAAUGGUGUCCUGGAAUGAGAUUCAAGAUGGCUUUUGAAACUGAGGAUUCCUCAAGGAUAAGUUGGUUCAUGGGGACAAUUUCGUCUAUUCACAUCAAUGAUCAACAACUUUCCCCUAAUUCUCCUUGGAGGCUUCUUCAGGUAUCAUGGGAUGAACCUGAUUUACUACAACAUGUGAAGCGAGUCAACCCAUGGUCAGUUGAACUCGUAUCUUCAAUCCAUCUUUCACCAUUUUCACCACCACGAAAAAAACUCAGAAUCCUCCAACCACCCGAUCUCCCGCCACUAACCACCGCCAAUCACCACCACCCGACAAGCAUCCAGGGAGCCAGGCAGAACAAUUCCCAAUUUGGACAAAAUAACCAUUUGAAAUCAUUCCCAAUUGAAAUCGCGAACCCUUUAACGAGAUUCAAGUCAACAAGUCAAACAACUAAAGAAACCGAUGAACACAUUUCUUGCUUGCUAACAAUGGGGAAUACUUUCAAGAUGAAUGAUGAUGAUAAUGAUGAAAAGGAUAAGAGUAAGAAUAAGAAGAAACCAAUUUUUGUGCUUUUUGGUCAACCGAUUUUGACCGAACAACAGCUGUCAGAGAGCUGGUCUGGUGACGUGGCGGCGGCUCCAAAUGUUUCUGAUGGUUCAGUGGUCCUUCAGAAUGGUCCGGUUGAAAGCUCUUCAGAUGAAGCGGGUCCAUGGUCAAAAAAGUCAAAACAACAAAAAUCUACUCGAAUGACUUCUUAGCUUUUUACCCAUAUCAAGAGUUGUACAGAAUCUUGCUAACCCCUCAGUGAGUUCUUGAAGACAGGACAAGAGCUAAUAGUUUUAAUGGAAGAAGUAGGCAGUGGUAAUGUAGGAAGUUAGGAGGUAAUUGAAUUCUUGUUUAUUUUCUUGGAUUUAUGGGAAAAAAGGUCCAUUUUUCUAGCGAUUUUGAGACAUUAUUAUGAAUUUAGUUUAGACUUUUGAUAUUUUAUUGAUGUGUUUGAAAAACCCGAUUUCUGGUGAAUCAUUUGGGUGGAAUGUUGAUGCACAA